Molecule: messenger RNA, 744 nt
Organism: Symsagittifera roscoffensis
Lineage: Eukaryota; Metazoa; Xenacoelomorpha; Acoela; Convolutidae
Exons: 5
Coding region: 121-744 (207 amino acids)
Source: RefSeq, a predicted model, not a curated record
UUUGCGAGACCUAUUGGUGAUAUGUUUAAUCGAUUAUCUUCGAUAUAAUUUUGAUUCACCAUUUCCAUUAUCAAGGUUUUUCUGAACUACUUUAACCCUCUGUCAAAAUUAUUCGGAGCAAUGCGACUGAGCCAUGUGGUCUACAUUAUUUCUCUGGUCAUUUGUAUCACAGGUGUUAAUGUGACUGAACGAGAACUUGAUUGGCAGUCGAUGGUGUUUAUUAUACCAGAUCCAAAUGGUAAUCAAAGCGGCAGAAAAUGUGCCCAGCUCAGCUCCAACUUUUGUUAUCAUGGUCUGUUGGUUGAAUCGAAUCAGAGAGACUAUAGAUGGGACAGCAGGGCACACGAAGUGUUCCGAAUACUCGCUUGGAGGAGCUUUAAGUCAUUUAAUUGGUUUUCACUACAAGAUAGCGAGCUUGGAAGUUGCUGUGAGUCUCAGAGUAGUCUCUACUUGAAACAAGGGAGAGACAGAGGCAUGUCUCCUAUGGAAUACUUUGCCAAAAGUACCGACUUCUCGUUAUCAAGGGAGAAACGUCUCAACUAUGUCAGCGUGCGCUUUGACCAAUGGUGCGGCAAUAUCAUAUCAGCCAUUGGUUUUGGUCCAGGUCCCUUUCGAUACCAUGCAGAGGAUUCCCGAGUGACUGAAGGAAGGCACCACAUAUUCCCAAUACCCAGGCAAGCAGCACAGUUUACCAAUUACACUGAACCUAGUUAUGCUCGUGUUAAACAGUCUGAUGAAAACUGA